GAGGGGGUAGUGUUCAAGCGGGCUUUUCUGCAGUGCAGGGCUGUAAUUUGCUGAAGGAGGCAAAGAACAUCCUUCGAUCUAAGUAGGGCUUUUAGUGUGCUCAUUGAUGAGUGAAAGUCGCCACACAUGUCAAGCUAAAGGCAGUUGUUGGGUUACUAACAGGACACAACGUCUUGCAAACAUAUGCGUUAAGCUGUGUAUACAGAUGGCAGGGAGAAUAAUGGAGCAGGCGCCUCUUAUAAAGCUCUAGCUGCUGCCUGUCUUCAGACCUGGGAAAUGAAACUAUUCAGACUCAGGGCCAGAUAGCGCCUGGGAUUGUUUGUUACCGUUUUAAUCCUAUUAAUUAAAACGUUAACCUGAUUGGGUAGAAAGCUCUGUCCCAACAGGCGAGUCUUCUUCAUAAUAACCUACUCUCAGAGAUAAUGAUGUAAAAGACUCCCCCGUCUGCGGCGGCUGCUGGUUGAUGGGUCCGGAAAUCUCUUGAAGGUGAAUCCAAGCAAGAUAAACGGUGGAAGCGGCUCGGCUCGCAGCGCACAAUGCCCCAGCGCGGCGCCUGCUGAGGACGAGCCGCCGCCGGAGCCGCAGCCCGAGCGGAGCCGCCGCCGGAGCCGGAGCCGGAGCCGGAGCAGGGGCGGCCGCGGCGCCGCGCACGGCGCAGCCCCGGAGGGAGCGAGGAGGCGACUGCUGAGAGCGGGACGCGAGGGAGUCGCCCGCCGCGGCGCGGAGCCUUGGAGCAGCGGGCCGGGAGCUGACGGGGGCGGAGGAGGAGGAGGAGGAGGAGAGCGGGGGGACCGAUGGAGCGGGCGCUGGGGCUGCCCGCAGAAGAGGACUUGUUCCACAAGAGCCUCGCCGCCUCGGCCAAGCGCAUGGAGUCCGCCUUCCGCUCGCCCCCGGGGCUCGACCUCUCGCACCCCCGCGACCGCCAGCCCUCGCCGCUGGCCUGCUACGAGGCGGCCGAGCCCGAGGCGCUGCUGCAGCCCGGCGUCGGCGGCGACCCGCUGGCGCUGCCGCCGGGCUCCGUGUGCGUCAAGUACGGCGAGAGCGCCAGCCGCAGCUCGGUGGCCGAGAGCAGCGGCGGCGAGCAGAGCCCCGACGACGACAGCGACGGCCGCUGCGAGCUGGUGCUGCGCGGCGCCGGGGGGGACCCGCGCGCCGCCUCGCCGGCGGCGGGCGGCGGCGGCGGCGGGGGGGGCGGGGGGCUGAAGGCGGCCGAGGGCGGCUGCUCCAACAGCCACGGGCACGGCGGCAGCAAGAAGUCCAAGGAGCAGAAGGCGCUGCGCCUCAACAUCAACGCGCGGGAGCGGCGGCGGAUGCACGACCUCAACGACGCGCUGGACGAGCUGCGCGCCGUCAUCCCCUACGCGCACAGCCCCUCGGUGCGGAAGCUCUCCAAGAUCGCCACGCUGCUGCUGGCCAAGAACUACAUCCUCAUGCAGGCGCAGGCCCUGGAGGAGAUGCGGCGCCUCGUGGCUUAUCUCAACCAGGGCCAGGCCAUCUCGGCCGCCUCGCUGCCCAGCUCUGCGGCCGCGGCCGCGGCGGCCGCGGCGGCGCUGCACCCCGCGCUCGGCGCCUACGAGCAGGCGGCCGGCUACCCCUUCAGCGCCGGGCUGCCGCCCGCCACCUCCUGCCCGGAGAAAUGUGCCAUUUUCAACAGCGUCUCCUCCAGCCUCUGCAAACAGUGCACGGAGAAGCCUUAAGCGCCGCCGCGGCCCCGCCGAGGGCGCCCCCGCGGCGGCGGCGGCGGCGGCGGCCGCGGACGGACUGCUGCGCGGCCCUGCCCGCGCGGACUGCGCCCCGCCG
Messenger RNA from Dromaius novaehollandiae (emu), 1800 nucleotides. It is a transcript of the gene BHLHE22, whose product is annotated as basic helix-loop-helix family member e22. The transcript has a single exon. Gene Ontology annotation, cellular component: nucleus. NCBI's taxonomy places the organism in Eukaryota, Metazoa, Chordata, Aves, Casuariiformes, Dromaiidae. Gene Ontology annotation, molecular function: E-box binding; DNA-binding transcription factor activity, RNA polymerase II-specific; protein dimerization activity. The coding region runs from base 795 to 1697 and encodes 300 amino acids. The record is from RefSeq and is a predicted model, not a curated record. Gene Ontology annotation, biological process: positive regulation of transcription by RNA polymerase II; sensory organ development; axon development.